UCUAUUUAAAACAAAACAAAUGCAAUAACAAGGUGUAUAUAUAAGUUACAAAACUCUGAGAUCAAAUUGUAAAAUUAAUAACAAAAAACAAUGAGAAUUUCAAACAUUGGCUUCUUCAUUAUCUUGCAGCUGUUGGGUCUUACUCUAUGGCUGUUGAAUUCUCAUGCUACUGUUGUUCACUCUCAGAAGGUUGAAUAUUUGCCCGGGUUCGAUGGCCCUCUUCCUUUCUCGCUCGAAACCGGGUACAUUGGAGUGGAUGAAGGAGAAGAGGCACAACUGUUUUACUAUUUCUUUGAGUCCGAAAACAAUCCAAAACAAGAUCCGGUGAUUCUCUGGCUAACCGGAGGCCCUCUUUGCUCUGCAAUGUCUGCCAUCCUCUAUGAAAUAGGACCUAUACAACUUGAAGAGGUGGAUAAUGUUGAGACUAUACCCAAAUUGUUCUUGAGGCAAUAUGCAUGGACUAAGACUGCAAGCAUACUCUUUGUGGAUUUUCCUGCGGGUGCUGGCUUCUCUUAUGCUGAAACAUCUCGUGCCAAUUACUCUGGAGAUUUUAGGGCAUCUCAUAACAUUAAUCAAUUUUUAAGAAAGUGGCUGCUCAAUCAUCCACAAUUCCUUUCAAAUCCUUUAUACCUUGGAGGUGACUCAUACACAGGAUUUACUCUUCCCCUAUACUUUAUAGACAUGAUUUAUGAUAAUGAAAGAGGGGGACAACCAUUUCUAAAUCUCAAGGAUAUCCUGAGAUCGAUUCUCACCUCGCCCUUUAAUAACAUAUUUGAAUAUUUUUAUAUCCAGGGCUAUAUAUUGGGAAAUCCUGCCACUGAUAGAUUUAUUGAUAGCAAUUAUCAAGUCCCUUUUGCACAUGGCAUGGGGCUCAUUUCUGAUGAGCAGUAUAAGUCAUUGCAAAGAACUUGUAGAGGACAAUAUCAAUUGGUAAAUGCAAGAAACCAAGAGUGUAGGAACAAUAUUAAGAAUUUUGAAUGGGGCCUACUUGGUAUUCAAAUUACCAUGACAUUAGAGAAUUAUUGUGAUAUUGAUUCUCUAAGAAUUCAUGGAAUCUCCGGUAGCAAGAGAAGGAUGAUGAUUGAUAGAGUCAACAGCCUACUUCAUCUCAAACAACUUGGUGCUUAUGAUUGUCGAAAAGAAGGAUAUUUAGUUGCUAAACAAUGGAUGAAUCAAAAGAGUGUUCAAAAGGCUCUUCAUGUUCGUAAGGAAACUAUUGGAAAUUGGAUAAGAUGUAAUUAUAAAUUCAACUAUUCUUAUGAGGUUCCAAGUAGUGUGCCAUACCACGUGAAAAUAAGUGCCAAAGGCUUUCGAUCACUCAUAUACAGUGGAGACCAUGACAUGAUUGUCCCAUUCCUGGGAACGCAAGCAUGGAUAAGAUCUUUGAAUUACUCAAUUAUUGAUGAUUGGAGAAAAUGGCUAGUUGACGGCCAAAUUGCCGGCUUUACAAGGACAUAUGCUAAUAAAAUGACAUUUGCCACCGUUAAGGGAGCUGGACAUACUGCUCCUGAGUACAAGCCAAAGCAAUGUGCCUUCAUGUUUAAGAGAUGGAUCCGAGGGGAAGCUUUAUAAUAUUCUCACAUUAUAAAAAUUUAAAUUUAUGCAAUCUGUAUUUUACUUUUCAAUAAUGAAAGCAAAUAAGUCUUAUUUGUAGGCCAGGUAUGAUUUCCUCAUCAUCGAUCUUAGGUCUUAAGUUGUUUACACCUUUUCAUAUUUCACAACUACAUUUCCAAACAAUUCAUUAAGUAUAUUAGAAUGAGAUUUCCUUGAGAAAACUGUUGAAACUUUCGAUGGUUUUUUUUUAUUUUUUUUUAUUUUUUUUAUUUUUUUUGAGAACCGAUGUUUUGGAUUAAUGCUUGUAUUACUGCAAUUACAUAUUAUCCGGUUA
Molecule: messenger RNA, 1888 nt
Organism: Chenopodium quinoa (quinoa)
Lineage: Eukaryota; Viridiplantae; Streptophyta; Magnoliopsida; Caryophyllales; Amaranthaceae
Product: serine carboxypeptidase-like 17
Exons: 15
Coding region: 91-1572 (493 amino acids)
Biological process (GO): proteolysis; secondary metabolic process
Molecular function (GO): serine-type carboxypeptidase activity; acyltransferase activity, transferring groups other than amino-acyl groups
Source: RefSeq, a predicted model, not a curated record